CCUCCAGCUAUUUGCCAGCCAGCCUCGACAACAGACAGCCGCACUGUCUGCUGCGCGGACGCCCAGCUCUCCCCGCACCCGGAGCGCUCUGUCACAGGACCCGGACGACCGGCGAACACAUUCGGUCGCGUUUUGGGAAAAAACCUCCGUCUUUGCGAGCUUUAUUCUCCUGUUGCCCCCUCAAGACAUAUGGAGAAAAUGGCCAGACCCCUUCCUCUAAACCCAACUUUCCUGCCGCCGACUCACGGUGUGCUGAAAUCCCUCUUGGAAAAUCCGCUCAAGCUGCCUUUCCACCACGACGAAGGGUUUGCAAAGGACAAGGAGAAAGAGAAGAAGUUGGAGGAUGAGAGCAGCGCCACCAGCCACCCACAGUCGGCCUUCCUCGGGCCGACCCUUUGGGACAAGACGCUGCCCUACGAUGGCGACAACUUCCAGCUUGAGUACAUGGACCUGGAGGAGUUUCUGUCCGAGAACGGCAUCCCCGCCAACACAGCCCAGAGCGACCAGGCCCCGCAGGCGGCGCCGCAGCCACAGGCCCCGCUGCCGCCGGCCCCGGCCCCGGCCGCCCCCCCGACCCCCUCGGUGGUGGACCUCAGCAGUCGAGCCACCACAUCCGUUCACACAGGCAUGGUGCCCCAGAACUGCCUCCAGAGCCCCAGCAGAGCAGCAGCACUGCCGUCAGCUCGGGACACCCCAAGCCCCAUCGAUCCAGAGUCCAUUCAGGUGUCUGUGGGCUACGAGCCCGACCCGGCGGACCUGGCUCUGUCCAGCGUGCCCGGCCAGGAAAUCUUCGACCCCAGGAAACGCAAAUUCUCAGCCGAGGAGCUGAAACCGCAGCCGAUGAUCAAAAAAGCACGCAAGGUCUUCAUCCCCGAAGACCUCAAGGAUGACAAGUACUGGGCCCGGCGCAGAAAGAACAACGUGGCGGCCAAGCGGUCGCGGGACGCCCGGCGGCUGAAGGAGAACCAGAUCGCCAUCCGGGCCGGCUUCCUGGAGAAGGAGAACGCCGCGCUUCGCAUGGAGGUAGCGGACUUGAGGAAGGAGCUGGGUCGCUGCAAGAACAUUCUGGCUAAAUACGAGGCCCGGCACGGGCCCCUGUGAGCCAAAACCCGGACCCACCGGCCCCGCCCGCCCCCCCUCCGACUUCCCCAUCCAACGUAUCCCCUAACCACCCACCCACUCACCCUCCCGCCCUCACACGAGUUUGAAGGACAAUGUGUCACUUUUGGUGGCACUGCUCCCCCCACCCGCACCCCGCCCCACAGAUCCCCUCCCCUUUUUGUCCCUUCACACCUUCCAUCCCACCUCCUCCCCUCGUCCCUAACACGAUCCUGUAUGAUUCUGGUAUUAUAAAUGUCAUUUUGACUUUGAAUUCUGUCAUAAGCUUCUGUUUGUCAGUUCCUUCUUAUUUUUUUUCUGUACACAUCAUUCAAAUAUAUCUAUAUAUGUCUAUAUAGAUAUAUAUAGAUAUAUAUAGACAGAUUUAUAUAUAUAUAUAUAUAUAUAUAUACAUGUGCAUACUUUGACUUACUAUGAGGAGUUAUGAGCCAGCGUACCAGCGGAGUCCUCACCCAGUCCCCUCCCUCUGUUGUUCAUUUUUGGAAAACAAUGCCAUGCUGUUUGUUGUUCAUGUUUGUGCCCAUUUUCUACAUGAAGAUCAGGACUGAGCUUUGUUGUGUUUUGCUCCCUCGAUGCCCUUUGCUGUGUUUAGAAUCAUGUACUGUUGUCCCAGAGUGAUGCCGCCACCCCCCCCGCGCCCCUCUUCCUCUUUUUACCACCCGGAUUCUUCAGUGUUUCUAUUCCUCGUAAAAAAAAAAAAAGGUUAGUCCGUCUAAUAAUUCCCCGUCGUCCUGUGAUCGUCUUUGCCGCCUCUUUCCUUAGCGGAGGCAUGCGGCGUCUUUUAAAUUUGUGUCGCUCACUUCUUGUCGAUGCUCAUGUUGUAUUUGUUUUUUUUGUUUUUGUUUUUUUUUUUGUUUUGUUUUGUUUUGUUUUUUGGUCUCCAUGUCAUGUUUAACACAACACUCUCUAACACUCGGUUCACCCGCUGCGCGUCCUCCAGCUUCUCCGAUAAGAGCACUGUUGAUAUUUUCUGCACGUGAAUCUCCUCUGUGUAACGGCGGCGUGGCGGUGUAGGAUGGCGUCGCCGUGGCAAACCAGCGUCUCUUCUCUUCUUCAUCACCGACACUGAGCAAUAAUUCCUGUCCGGACAUAAAAACCAACCUCGACUACCUGGGUGUUUGUCUCACCUGCGGCCCGCCUCUGCACCUCGUGGUCCCGCCGUGCCACCAUGUUGUGACGGGUCGCCCCUCCCCCUUCUUGUCCCCCCCACCCCAACAACCCAUCUCAGCUUCUUAGUUAACCUCAGUUAACUAAGACGACCUUAGUUAACCUCUCUGCACUAAUGCGUGUCUCACAAUCUGAUCCGGUGCAAUGUUUCCACUCGCUCACUCAAAAAUUUCCUCCGCCUGAUAUUUAUCUACCUUUUUUAUUUCUCAGAUGGAAGAUUGUUGUUGUUUUUUUUUUGUUUUUUUUUGUUUUUUUUUUAAAUAUUCAAUUGUUAUGAUUGUUGUUAUUAUUAAUACUACUAUUGACAUUGUUAUUGGCUACCAUUAAUCACCCUCCUUGGUUUCUGUUCAGAUUUCAGCAUGAUUUCCUCAGCGGAAUGCAAAUCUAUUUGCAAAUCAUUUUUGCAAAGUUGUUGAUUAUUCUGUUUUUUGUUUUUUUUUUUCCUGCUUCUUCCUUUAUUUUUGUUUUGUUUUUGUUUUUGUUUUUUUCUUAGCAUGAUUAACAUGAGUGUUUUAUUUUAGAAAAUCAGUACAGAUGUCUGUAGUCUCUCUUUGUAGCUCUAUGUUUGCCUUCUUUUAGAUGGCUGUAUGAAUGUAAAAGAUGUUGAAAAAAAAAAAAAAAAAGUUGGAUGGUGUUGUCCAAUACUGUGGUUAACCCAAUCAAUUUGUUUACUACAGACCAAACGAUUCAGAACAGAGAUGAUAUAUUGGUUACAAGAGAUAUGUUUAUAUGAAACUAUUCUAUAAGUUGUUCUUUUUGUACAGUAUUUUUCCUAUACAUUACUGACUAUGUAUUUUAAAGGCACAACUGAUCCAGAAUAUUAUUAAAGAAGACAAGUAUAUUACUCAAAGACAAAUGCAUAUAGUGGUAUUUUGAUAUUCUAUAUUAACUAGGAUGCGCUAGUUUUACAGAGAUUCAUGGAUAUUCAGCAACACCCAAACCUCCUGGGCAUUAUUAUUAUUAUUAUUGUUAUAUUAUCAUUAUAAUUAUUAUUAUUAUGAUCAUGAAGACACUACUGCUUAUGUAGGUGCCAUCUUUAGGGUCUCAUGUUAAUCGUAGUGCGCUUAACUCGAGGCGGCAGAUUUGAAAACCCGGAAGAGAGAAUGUACAGAAGGCUCCUUUCUCAAAAAGCAAAAUCCAGACGUUCAGAUGUGGCUGGAAACACACUUGGCUCACACCACGGCAUUUUCAUCUCUUGUCAUGACUUUAACGUGUCUCUCCAGUCAACAGGAGUCAUCCAGCAGGCUGUUGUUUUUUGUUUUUUUUUUUUAAAUUUGGUCUUAUUCUCUUAGCUGUCCAACACAGUAUCCUGGCUUGUAUUCAGCGUGAGGCUUUCUCGUAGCUGUGUGGCUUGUGAAGUGAGUCCGUGUCUCUUUUGUUUGACUGGCUGAUCGAGUCAAUCGAUCAGUGGGAUGAAGUUACUGUGAAGGAAGGGAAGUCCUAGAGCUGGUGACUGGUGCUGCUCUGUGUGUGUGUGACUGGUUCCCUCAGCCUCAGAUGCAGUAGUGAUGGACACUGGGAAGCUCUUUGUUUUUUUUUUUUCUUUUCCUUUAGGCUUGACAGUGGAGUCUCCCCAAACUUGGUUGUUUUUGAAGUGUAGUGCUGCGUGCUUUUGAUGAUCACAGUCCAGACCGGCGGGGGCGACCAAUAUGGGUUUUCUCAAAGCUGAAAUUGGUGAUUUUUUUUUUUUUGUGCCAAAAUUUCCAAAAAAUUCUGUCUUUCCUUCACAAUUGUACUCUUGUCAAGGUGGAAAAGCCUCUGAAGCAGUAUUUACACCAUCAUGGCACAUUAAUUGGCAUUUAAUGAAUUAGUUUGCAUCAGUUGUAAACAAACAAACAAAAAAUGUUAUUUCAUGCCAGAUUUUUCACGUUUUCUUGUAACUGUGUUCCUGAUUGGUCAAUAUGCCAUUGUUAACACAAGGCCAGUAUCAGUCUAACACAUGGGCACGUCAUCGGGCUGUAUUGGUCUAACCCCAGUCCAGACUUGAUCAGACAUUAUAGAUCUGAUCCAAAGCUGUGUGAGUCGUAAAGUGAUGAGUCUCUAAAUACAAAUAAUGGUGUCAAUAUUUUUUGCUUUGAGGGCGGUUCCUUCAGCGCGAUAUAGCUUAUAUCCGCACACUCGACGUGAACAGGGUCCAAAAGCGACUGGAGCGGCGCCCCGAGCUCUCCGAGGCGUCCCUCCUCAUGAUAAAACAUAGGAUAAAGCCAAUAUUAAUCCAUUAUGUGUCCCAAAAUUACCUCACUGUAGAGUGAUCUCACUACCUCACCCACAGAUGGAAAGAGUAACCAUAAUUCUGAGUCUAUUUCAGUGCCUUGAAUACACUGACUGUUCCCCAGUCUCUCAGCAAUGUAACGUCUCAUCACAGCACCACUCGGAUAGGUUCAGAUCUGCACUGAAGGGCUUCUUAGUGCAUCAAAAUUAUUUUCAUCUCCUAGUUUGGACAUUGCAAUGGACUUGUAACCAUUGUAUUCAUGGCAACACCAAUGGACUGUUUAAGAGUGUACAAAAAUUCAACAUAAAGGAGUAUUCUGUCUUGUAUGUCAUAGGAUGGAUGCAUAACACUUUCAGUAUUUGUGCUGGUCAGCCCUCGGCCUCUCCCUCUCUCUGUAAUUUGUAGUGUCUAAUAAAGUCUUUACCGAUUCUU
Myripristis murdjan (pinecone soldierfish) is the source of this 4930-nucleotide messenger RNA. RefSeq names its product HLF transcription factor, PAR bZIP family member a (gene hlfa). Lineage: Eukaryota; Metazoa; Chordata; Actinopteri; Holocentriformes; Holocentridae. The coding region runs from base 190 to 1101 and encodes 303 amino acids. Gene Ontology annotation, cellular component: nucleus. Gene Ontology annotation, biological process: regulation of transcription by RNA polymerase II. The transcript has 4 exons. The record is from RefSeq and is a predicted model, not a curated record. Gene Ontology annotation, molecular function: RNA polymerase II cis-regulatory region sequence-specific DNA binding; DNA-binding transcription factor activity, RNA polymerase II-specific.